Chaetomium globosum CBS 148.51 is the source of this 312-nucleotide messenger RNA. RefSeq lists its product as uncharacterized. Lineage: Eukaryota; Fungi; Ascomycota; Sordariomycetes; Sordariales; Chaetomiaceae. The transcript has a single exon. The record is from RefSeq and is a predicted model, not a curated record. The coding region runs from base 1 to 312 and encodes 103 amino acids.
AUGUCGUUGAAUCAGCUUCGCCAUGCUAUGCGCUGGUGGUUCUCAGCAUCGAAUCACGAAGUCAAGGUGGUUGUCUUGGCCAAGUUCCAUUUCGCUCGGGCCGAGGUUAUCCUCGAGAGGUGGGAGGAGGAAGAUCGGGACCACCAGGGACCCAUCACACGGAAUCGGGCGGCUGCCAUGGAGCGGUCUCCAGACGGCUCCAUUGCUCAGCCGGUUCUGCAGCAGACCAUCACCAUCUCGCGCGACACAACGGCGGACCCGGAAUCGUACCACGUCGCUGGACCAGCGACGCUGGUGGAGCGCUGGUGUUGA